This is a messenger RNA of Acipenser ruthenus (sterlet), 1834 nucleotides long. RefSeq names its product arginine and glutamate-rich protein 1. Gene Ontology annotation, molecular function: cadherin binding. The coding region runs from base 202 to 1203 and encodes 333 amino acids. Gene Ontology annotation, cellular component: mitochondrion; nucleoplasm. Lineage: Eukaryota; Metazoa; Chordata; Actinopteri; Acipenseriformes; Acipenseridae. The record is from RefSeq and is a predicted model, not a curated record. The transcript is spliced from 5 exons.
AGACGAGUUUGUGGUGCAUGUUGGGAGAAAGGAGAAAGACGCCAUUUUGCUUGAUGGAGUAAGAAAUUAGUCUUAGCAAUUAAUCAGUUUCUAGGGAAUCCGAACUAUUACCGCAAGUUUACGUUGAAACAAUUCAUUAUAUACUUUGACGUUUCGAGAAGCAGUUGUUUUAAGUUAGUUGUAAGGUUUUCUGCAGUGAUAAUGGGUCGCUCCCGCAGUCGCAGCUCGUCCCGCUCCAAACACACAAAGAGCAGCAAACACAGCAAAAAACGCUCCAGGUCUCGGUCUAGGGACAAGGAGAGGGUCAAGAAACGAUCGAAAUCCAAAGAAGCCAAGAGGAGCCGGCGGAGAGAAUCUCGCUCCCGGUCCCGCUCUAACACUGCCGCGACACGUAAGGAGAGGGAGAGGGAGAGGGAAAGGGAGAAGGAGAAACAGAAACAGGAGAGGGAGAAGGAGAGGGAGAGAGAACGGGAACGAGCUGCUACUCCGCCCGAGAGACUCGACAUAUUCGGGCGGACGGUGAGCAAAAGGAGUAGCCUGGAUGAGAAGCAGAAAAAGGAGGAAGAGGAGAAAAAAGCCGAGCUUGAGAGACAGAGGAAAAUGAUCAUUACAGAAGUGAGAGAAAAAGAGAAACACAGGAAAUAUGAUGGUUCGUCCAAACUUGAAUGCCCCAAGGUGGAACAACAAGAAGCCACAAUGAAAAGGCUUUGUACCAUGUUGACAGACAAUCGUCAGCAGGAGAUUGAGGAGAAGCUGAUCGAAGAGGAGACGGCACGGAGGGUUGAGGAGUUGGUGGCCAAGCGGGUGGAGGAGGAGCUGGAGAAGCGGAAAGAUGAGAUUGAGCAUGAGGUGCUCCGAAGGGUGGAGGAGGCAAAGCGCAUCAUGGAGAAACAGUUGCUAGAGGAGCUGGAGCGACAGCGGCAAGCUGAGCUCUCAGCGCAGAAAGCUAGAGAGGAAGAAGAACGUGCAAAACGAGAGGAGCUGGAGAAAAUAUUGGAGGAAAAUAACCGCAAAAUUGCUGAUGCUCAGGCUAAACUGGCUGAAGAGCAAUUGAAAAUUGUUGAACAACAAAGAAAAAUUCAUGAGGAAAGGAUGAAAUUAGAUCAAGAGAGGCAGCGUCAACAAAAAGAAGAGCAAAAAAUGAUCCUGGGCAAGGGGAAGUCCAGGCCAAAGCUGUCCUUCUCUCUAAAACCAACUGAAUAAACUGCAGCUUGUACUUUUUUUUUUUUUUUUUUAUCUCUGUAUGGUAGCUUCAUGUUGAAGUGUUUUCUGGAAAGUCUGACAAGUUGGCUUAUUAUACUGAUGUGGGCUGUGCUCAACAAUCUUUCUUAAUGAGGCAUAUGAUUUUAACUGAAUUUCCACCAUCCUAAUGUUUAAACAUUAUAGAGGAAACUUUCUCCUUUGUCCAAUGCUUACCAUUGCAGUCUCGCGAAGUGGGUUCUUCAAGAGAUCAUGGUAAAGUUUGUACUAAAGUACAGCUCUUGAAGGGGUGAUUAGAGGAAGUUUCUUUUAUAAUCUUUAAUAGACCCUAUGUGUUGUAAUGUUGCGUAAGGUAAUGUGAGAAUUAAAUUGUAGAUCACGUUUCCUUUUUUUUUUUUUUGCACGUCUGAAUGGGUACAAUGCCCCAAAGUAUUACUGUAUCUGUAUUAAGUACAUUGUAAAAAUCCAAUGAUGCAUUCAGCAUAUUGGUUAAAGCAGUCCUGAUACAGGUAAGGAAAUGAUUGUUGCAUGUUAGUUGGGCAAGGGGGUGGGAAUAAUUUGUGUUUGCUCAGACUUUGGUAUUUUUCCCCAUUCUGGAAAUAUGUACAAUUGACAAAUAAAAGUCUUGAAUGCA